AUGACCCACAGCCUGAGGAGCAGCAGUAGAGCUUACAGCAGCUGGACUGGGAACAGCAGGGCUUACAGCAGCUGGACUGGGAACAGCAGGGCUUACAGCAGCUGGACUGGGAACAGCAGGGCUUGCAGCAGCUGGACUGACAGCAGGAUGACCCACAGCCUGAGGAGCAGCAGUAGGGCUUACAGCAGCUGGACUGGGAGCAGCCACAAGAGCCACAGCCCCCCUUGGAGCCCCCACAGGAGCCACAGCCUCCCUUGCAGCUGCCACAGGAGCCACAGCCCCCUUUGGAGCCCCCACAGGAGCCGCAGCUGGAGCAGGAACAGGCUGGCACACAGCAGCACACAGGCCUGCAGCAGCAGACGGGCACACAGCAGCUGGAGCCACAGCCCCCACAGCCAGAGUUGCAGCCUCCACAGCUGGAGCCACACCCCUCACAGCUGGAGCCACAGCCUCCGGAGCAGCCACAGCAGCCCAUGUUUCUGGUGGGUUGAGGGUGGAGCUGGUAGAGGAGCAGGUGAGAGGGAGGUGCAGGUGUGGAGCCCCUGGAGCCUGGACCCCUUAUAUCCCCGGGUAGAGCUGCUCUGAGACCUCGGUCGCUCCACCAUCCCCAGCACGUCCCGCUCAUGUGAUGAUUUGUUUGCUGGACUUCGGGUUCUCGUGGACCUGCCAUCGUGCCGAACGUCCACCUUCUUCCGUUUCUAAAUGUACCCACUUCCUCAUUGGCACUGGACCUGUGCUGAACCUGGUCACCUGCCCCCCGUUUUCCUCACGUGGCCGGGGGGAUGGGUUUCUACAAAGAUCAUUUUGGCUGCUUUCUUCUCAUUUUUUUCUCCCCAUCUAUGGCAUUAUAUUUUUCUUUGAAACUGUGAUUUCUGUGUAAAGCAAAUUUUUAAAAAACGAUGCUUUCAUCCGUGUAAUUGAAGAGGCUAAUGGAAGAAAAACGUGUUGCAGCCGGGCUCGGUCUUACACCCGGGUGCAGCGGCUUCAGGUCAUUGGGUGCUAUCGCAAUCCCAGCUCCACGUGGGGAGUAUCAUUUAUUUUAAAAAUCCUCAUGAGGCUAGAGGCGGCGGCUCACGUCUGUAAAUCCCAGCACUUUGGGAGGCCAAGGCCGGCGGGUCACCUGAGGUUGGGAGUUGGAGGCCAGCCUGACCAACGUGGUGAAACGGUGUCUCUUCUAAAAAUACAAAAAUUAGCCAGGCGUGGCAGCAGGUGCCUGUAAUCCCAGCUACUCAAGAAGCUGAGGCAGGAGAAUUGUUUGAAUCCAGGAGGCGGAGGUUGCGGUGAGCUGAGAUCGCGCCACUGCACUCCAGACUGGGUGACAGAGACAGACUCGUCUCAAAAACACAAUCCUCUUGAAUUUCAUGGUGGAUGGGGGAUCUCGAUUAUCGUUCUGUUGUUAAUCUCUUCGUGAGGGUGAUUCUUUUACUCCAACAUGAAUUACAUUUCUCUUUGACUUCUCGUUAUUGAGAGAACAAAUCCCUUGUGUUCAGUCUGCUUUGUCUUCCACAGGUUUGUCCUGGAGUUUAACUUCUGACGUUUUUAAAGCGACUCUCACUUUGCCUCAGUCGUUGCUGCCUCGCCAACAUUAUUAGAUGGUAUAAAAAAAUGAA
Callithrix jacchus (white-tufted-ear marmoset) is the source of this 1610-nucleotide messenger RNA. The record is from RefSeq and is a predicted model, not a curated record. Lineage: Eukaryota; Metazoa; Chordata; Mammalia; Primates; Cebidae.